Messenger RNA from Trichomycterus rosablanca, 1236 nucleotides. RefSeq names its product transmembrane protein 198a (gene tmem198aa). The transcript is spliced from 6 exons. Lineage: Eukaryota; Metazoa; Chordata; Actinopteri; Siluriformes; Trichomycteridae. The record is from RefSeq and is a predicted model, not a curated record. Gene Ontology annotation, biological process: positive regulation of canonical Wnt signaling pathway. The coding region runs from base 136 to 1236 and encodes 366 amino acids. Gene Ontology annotation, cellular component: cytoplasmic vesicle; plasma membrane.
AUUACAGCUCCUGAAUGAACCGUGAAGAAAGGAGGUGAAUCUUCCUGGAUGGAAAACUUCUUUUCUUGACCUCGUCUAACUUUCCUGACCCCAGUCUCCUCUUCACCUUCAGACGUCAGCCCUCACUUAAUCAUCAUGACAUCCACGGUGCAGCUGCUGGCUUUUAAACUCGAGCCGCCAUUGCUGGAUGGGGACGGAGAUCAUCCAUUCAGCUGUGAUGAGGAGAUUGAAAGGCAAUAUGAAGUUGUCCCAUCUGUCGUCUGUUCCAUGUGCUGUCUCUUCGGCAUCAUUUAUUGCUUCUUUGGUUACCGCUGCUUUAAGGCUGUGAUGUUCCUCACCGGCCUGAUGUUUGGCUCCAUCGUCAUCUUCAUGCUCUGCUAUAAGGAGAGAGUGAUGGACACACAGCUGAGCGUGGAGGCCAGCGUGGGGAUCGGCCUGGGCAUCGGAACGCUGUGUGGCCUGGUCACCAUGAUGGUGCGCAGUGUAGGUCUCUUCAUGGUGGGCUUACUGCUGGGUUUGCUGGUGGCGCUGGCCUCGCUGGUGGUGCUGGAGGAAUAUUACCACCCGCGCUCGGUGUGGCUGCCGUUGGGCAUGCUGCUCGGCUCGGGCAUGCUGUUCGCAGUUCUGACUCUGCAGUGGCAGCGCUGCUUCACCACCCUCUCCACGGCCGUCUUCGGCUCGGCCGUCGUCACGGUCACGGUGGAUUAUUUCGUGGAGUUGUUUGCACUCACGCGUUACAUCUACGAGAGGGUGAAGGUGUCGCCGGCGCGGCCCGUGUGCUGGUAUACGUGGGUGGUGAUGGCCGUAUGGCCCGUCCUCGCCGUGCUGGGGGUUCUCAUUCAGUGGAAGGUGACAGCAGAUGGAUACUCCCACACUGAAGUAUUCAUCAGUCAUCAGCAGAGGCGGCUGCAGCUGAUGAAGAUCCGACAGAAGGAGGAGAGAAGAGAGAUCAGGCAGAAGAAGAAGCCACCUCAGUCUACCACUCAUUCUACCACCCAGUCUGUCAAAACCCAGCCCCAAGAACCCACAUAUCGCAGGAAACCCAACCCCAUACGCCGCUGUGACGGUGACGUGCUCUCCCCGAGUUAUAUACAGCAUUUUCGAGACAGACACACGGAUAGACGGGGUUACUCCCACGGAAGAUUGAUUAGCAGCUCUCAUAGGGUGGAUAUGGACUAUGACUGUGGCUCUCAGGUGCCUCUGACGGCCCAUACGGGACCUGCAGUGAGGGUGUAA